Molecule: messenger RNA, 4449 nt
Organism: Stegastes partitus (bicolor damselfish)
Lineage: Eukaryota; Metazoa; Chordata; Actinopteri; Pomacentridae
Product: rho guanine nucleotide exchange factor 10-like protein
Exons: 27
Coding region: 79-4053 (1324 amino acids)
Biological process (GO): positive regulation of stress fiber assembly; SREBP signaling pathway; actin cytoskeleton organization
Cellular component (GO): cytosol
Molecular function (GO): protein binding; guanyl-nucleotide exchange factor activity
Source: RefSeq, a predicted model, not a curated record
UAGGAGAGCGGGGACGCGGUGCCGGACUGCGCUGGCGGGACUUGGAGGAGCUGAUGUGGCCAUUAAGGGAGACCCAGGAUGACCUCUUCCUCUCCGUUCGUGUGUCAGCCCUUGAUGUCUUUAUCUAACGGGGCAUCCCACUUAGAAGACGACGAGGAUGAAGAUGAGCAGGGGGAGACCUUUGAGUUUGACGACGAUGACAUCGGACCUCCUGGAAUCAGUUCUUGUUCUCCGAUGAGGAGCGACUUGACCACAGACACGGCGGUGUCGCAUCUUUAUGCCAACACAAGUUCAGCCCAAGAGACACCACAGCAGGGCCUAAAUGGAUCAGCCAGUACUACCCCGGAGGACCAGAACCCCCCAGUGGACCACUCAGAUAUGGACCACAGAGAGCCACCAGAGGGACGUUCAACCUCCUCCGAUCUGGGAGUGACCGGAGAGUCCGAGAGCUUCUGGAAAGCGAACAGCGUUUAUGAAGGAAAGUCUUCUUUAACACCAGAAGGUGCUCCGCAGGAGUCCGGCAGCUCAGUCAGUAUGCCGAGCCCACCAGAGGACGCUGAGGUCUCCCCUUCAGUCUGUCCCCACACAGAGUAUUACACACCUGCUGCAGAUACACCUGUCAACACAGCGACCUGCAUCCCUGAUGGUGAGGCCAGAGACCCAGAGGUCAUCUAUGAUGAUGUACCUGCUGAGAACCUGCAGCACCUCGUGGACGACGUGGACGACAUCUACGAGGACAUCCAGGGACCAGACCACCGCAGCUCCAACAGCUGGAGCUCCAGUGAGUUCGAGAGUUACGAUGAGCUGUCUGACAGCGAGGCUGUUCCUCCCGGGCGAGGCAGCAGGCUGCCUGCAGACGUGUUGAGGCUAAAGGAGCGUUAUGCCGUCACCAGGAAGGAGCUGGCAGUGCGUCUCAGUGCACCUCACGUUGCUCACAUCCGACAGAGCUGUGACACGAAGGUGCAGCAGUUGAUGAAGGCAGCGAGGAACGGUACCAAGGACGGUUUGGAGAAAACAAGACUAGCCAUGUUUCGCAAAGUGUCGUUCCUGCAGAGAAAAGACUCCACAGGCGAGGAAAAGGAUGAUGCCGGUUACAUGGACGUGUCGGUGUGUGAGCUGAAGCAUCCUCCUCCACAGCUCAGCCCAAUGCCGGAGGGGCUCAGCAGUCAGCAGGUUGUCAGACGCCUCAUUCUCAGCUCCAUUCUGCAGAGUGAGAACAGCUACCUGGACUCUCUCAAAAGAGUCCUCCAGGAGUACCAGAAGCCUCUGCUGGAUCCACAGACCUUGAUAAUAAACCCCAAGAAGGUGCGUCAGAUUUUCUACCGUCUGCAGGAGAUCCACCAGUGCCAUUCGAUGUUCCAGAUCGCCCUGGGAUGUCGUGUGGCUGAAUGGGAUGACAGCGAGAAGAUCGGCGACCUGUUUGUGGCUUCGUUUUCAAAGUCCAUGGUGCUGAACGUGUACAGCGACUACAUCAACAACUUCACCAACGCCAUGGCGCUCAUCAAAAAAGCCUGCAUGUCCAAACCCGCUUUCCUGGACUUCCUUAAGGUGCUCACACUUUGGUAUUUACCCCACAUGAUCCAGUGUUUUCUCUCUUUCGUGUUGCUGACCCAGGACAUGCUGAAGAACACUCCGAGGUCCCACAUCGACCGGCUCCCCCUGCAGCUGGCUCUCACCGAGCUGGAGACCCUGGCCGAGAAGCUCAACGAGCAGAAGCGCGUGGCCGAUCAGGAGGCCGAGAUCCAGCAGCUGGCUCACAAUGUGGGGGACCGCGUUCUCAACAAGCUGCUGAACUCGGAGCAGAGGCAGCUGAUUCAGUGUGAAGUCCUCACCGAGAUCGUUUACGGCGAUAAAGGUCAAGUUCUUAAGUCAAAGGAGCGAAAAGUCUUCCUUCUCAACGACACCCUGAUUUGUGCCAACGUCAACCUGAAGGGUCCCCCUGACAUCAACAGCCUGGUUCCUGUCGGUCCCAAGUACACGGUUAAGUGGUGCAUCCCUCUGCUGCAGACUCAGGUGGUGGAGGUGGGACAGGACAGUCUGCAGAGCAAGAACAGCGUCGUCAUCGGCAGACGCCACAGCUCCACCUCCAGCACCUCGGGUAAAGUGUUCCUGGGUCCACCCAGACUGUACCAGGAGCUGGAGGAGCUGCAGCAUGACCUGGCUGUGGUGGAGGACGUAUCGCUGCUGGUGGGCACGCUCAGCGGAACCUACCAGAAUCUGAACACCACAGUGUCUCAGGACUGGUGUCUGGCUCUGCAGAGGCUCAUCCGUCUGAAGGAGGAGGAGAUCCAGAAUGCCAACAAAUGUCGCCUACGUCUGUCUGUUCCAACCAAACCUGACAAAUCCGGCCGUCCAGUGAGCAUCAUGGUGGUCUUCAACACUCCCAGCCCCGUCAGUAAGAUCUCCUGGGUGAACCGGCUUCACCUCGCCAAGAUAGCUCAAAGAAAGGAAAACCUUUUGGGGUGGGAAGGUGCUGAGGAAGUUGGGAAGACAAAAGCUCCAUUUCAUUGCCCCCUGCUGACCUGCAGACUUCCUGUUUUGUCCUCCAGAACACACACACUGAAGUUGGACGCAGCUCUUCACAGUCCGUCUCAGUCCAGCCUCCUUGGUUUCUGCACUGCCAGUACAUCGUUACCACAGGGCUACCUCUGGGUCGCUGGCCAAGGAGGUAACUCCAGCCUAGGCCAAGUAGAGAUCUUCUCCCUGAAUCGAUCCACGCCUCGCUUGGUCAAGACCGUCCCCCUAAGGGCCCCUGUCCUGUCUCUGGAGUACGUGAAGGAGCCUUGUUCCAGUGCAGAGGAAAAGGAGGCUGACAAGGCCCAGAGUGCCGCCAAGAUCGGAAACAUCAUCUGUGCUGGUUUGCAGGACGGCAGCAUCCAUGUGUACGGCAGCAUAGACACAGCUGUUCAGUGCCUGCUGACCCUGGUGACCCCUGACGGCUGUCCGGUCCACUGCCUCAAACACUCGCUGUCUUACCUCUUUGCCGGACUGGCCAAUGGCAAAGUAGCUGUGUACCACAAAAAGACUGGAGAGAGGCUCUGGGAUGUGGACUCGUGCCGGUUGGUGUCUGUGGGCUCGGAGCCAGUCUCCUGUCUGCUGACACUUGAAGACACCGUCUGGGCCAGCUGUGCCAACCAAGUCACUGUCAUCCAAGGAGCCAACCUCCAGACACAGAGCUUUGAAGCCCACUCGGACCGAGGCUGCAGCGUCAGCCACAUGGUGCGUUCGGGCGGAGGAGUCUGGAUGGCCUUCACACGGGGCUCCUCCAUUCAUCUCUUCCACACGGAGACACUGGAAGCUCUGCAGGAAGUCAACAUCUCGACCCGCACCGCACAUCUGUCGCCAGGUCAGGUUUGUGUCUCCAGUUUGCUGAUCUGCCAGGGCCUGCUGUGGGUGGGUACCAGCCAGGGCGUUAUCCUCACUUUCCCCGUGCCCACCCUGGAAGGCAUCCCCAAGAUCACAGGUAAAGGGAUGACGUCUCUGAAUGCUCACUGUGGUCCGGUGGACUUCCUGGUGUCGGCCUCCAGCACUCUGGCCUCUGAUUUGCUUCGGCGGAAUUCCAUCCUCAACGGCAGGGAGGAGGGCGCUGACAGAGGAACGGUGCUGGAUGAUGUCAGAGGAGAUGAAGAAGGGCGGAGGUUGGAGAGGAGCAUCUGUCUGCGGGACUCUGAAGCUCCUCCAUCCGUGGAGGAGAAGCCCAGAGGACUGCUGCUGCAGUACCGCCUCCACUCUACCUGCAAGCUGCCUGGGAAGCUGCUGACAGCGCAGCCAGAACUCGCGCACCUGAAAGCUCCUAAUGAGUCCCUGGAGCACAGCCUGGAGGACGGCUCCAUCUACGAAGUGAGCGAGGACCCCGACGUGUGGGUGAGGGGGCGACCGGUGGACCGGGGGAAGGAAGGGGAGGCGAGGCGCAGUAAAGUGACCUCGACAGCUAUAUUCUCCGGUGGACGAGGAUACCGCAGGAUAGGACAGCCGGCCUCGACAGACACCUGCUCGGACGCCACUGGAAACACUCUGCUGGUGUGGCAGCUCCCUCUGACGCUCAGCCAAUGACAGAGAAGGUUUAGACGAGUCAAGGACAGCCAUAGUUCUUCUGGUUUUUCGCUUUAUUUCGGUGGCGUGAUGUUGAACACCGUAAACAAGCUGACAUAAAGGUAACAUUACCUGAGAGGCCCACCAACAGAGUCAGCAGCUACCUCCAGUAACGUUAAACAUCAGGAAGACCAACGCUCUUCAGCUCUUUGUACAGAUGUUUCCACACAUAAUGACUUGUACCUGUACCAAGUUUUUACAUUGCAUGCCAGACUGUGAAGGCUCGAAAGCUUUUUAACCUGUGUUACCGUAGAAACAUGGCAUGUAUUAUUAUUAUUAUUACAAUAUGCAGUUGUGAACAAAGGUGUACAUACACUAGUAUAGACCAUGAUUAUCAUUGUAGUCUUGAAUUUCCAA